UCCCUGAACUGAACUUCAUCUGAUAGCAUUAUGUUUUCCACACUCGUGGCCGCUGCCCUUGUGGCCCUUGUCUCUGCUGACGGCAUCCCAGACUUCGUUGUUCCUGGAAAAUGCGCUAAAGUGGCCAACCAGGACAAGUUCGAUCUUCGCAAGUACUCGGGCCGCUGGUAUCAGACUCAGAUCAUCGACAACGCCUAUCAGCCAUUCACUCGCUGCAUCCACUCCAACUACGACUACUCUGACUCUGACUACGGCUUUAAGGUGACCACAGCUGGAUUCAGCCCCAGCAACGAGUACCUCAGAAUGCAGGGCAAAAUCUACCCCACAAAGGACUUCCCUGCUGCCCACAUGCUCAUCGAUUUCCCUACCGGUACUUUCGCCGCUCCCUAUGAAGUGGUCGAGACUGACUACGACAGCUACUCGUGCGUGUAUUCCUGCAUCGAAAUGAGCGGCUACAAGGCCGAGUUCGGCUUCGUCUUCUCCCCGCACCCACAGACUUCCGGUCCAGCGAACGACAAGUGCGCCUCCGUCUUCCGCAAGAACGGAGUCGACUUCGCCUUAUUCAAUGACGUUGCUCAUACGGCCGAAUGUGUCUACAGAGCGUAGGCGUCCGAUGCGCCUUAAACUUUCUAAUUGUUGCAUUUACAACAAAAAACUUUUUUUAUAUCAAAGUGAUACAUACCUGGCAAAUGCUGGAUAAUGCGUGCGUGAAUACAUCACCAAUAAAACUAUGUGUAUAUAUACGA
This is a messenger RNA of Penaeus vannamei (Pacific white shrimp), 746 nucleotides long. Lineage: Eukaryota; Metazoa; Arthropoda; Malacostraca; Decapoda; Penaeidae. The record is from RefSeq and is a predicted model, not a curated record.